CUGCUUGGCACGCCGCCGCCUCUCUUCCCUCCUCCAAGAGCAUCGGCACCGUAGAUCCAAUCCAACAGCCGCCGAGGCGCUGCCCCCUCAACGUCGCCGUCUCGCCGAUCUCCUUUCGUCCCCUGUUCCCGCGAGUUCGGCGACGCGGACCCCCUCCUCUACGUCUGAUCGGACUCGCGAUCCCCGCCGCAGAAAGCUCCGUCGAGGGAGGGAGCAGAACAGCGCGCCAUGGGGCCGUCUCGGCAACGCGGGGGAGCUUUCGACAUCGAGGCAUUGGCACCGGCCAUCGCCGUCGAUCACAACAUCAGGCUCCCCAACUACUUCCGCAUCGCCGACAGCCUCCUCACCAAGGCUAACGUAUAUAGGGAGGAGAAGAACCUCAUCCAGCUGUAUGUUCUUCUCCUGAGAUACUCGAGGCUUGUGUACGAGACUAUUCCAAAGCAUCGCGACUACCGCACUUUCAAGUCAGGAGAAAAGGACUUCUUCAAGAAGAAAUUAUUGGAUGUCAUCGAUGAGCUAGAGUUGCUGAAGCCAGUCGUGCAGCAGAGGAUUGCAGAGCUUGAUGUGGGUGAUAUUACAGAACCUCAUUAUUUAAAUGGAACCUAUGCUGCGAGUUGCAGGAUUGACAAGCAUUCGGCAGACUCAAAUGCACCACAGGAUGUUAUGAGACAUCAAAUGGCAUCAUCACCGAGUGUUAAACCUGUCAGGCAGAUCUGCAAACAAAACAUCGGUCGACCUUAUCCAAAAGAAGAUACGCUAUCCAGGCACUCCAUAUUAGGGCCUGAUGGACUUUCUGGGCAGGGAGUAGGAUCUGUUGUUGCAAUGAAGGUUCAGUAUCCAACUAAUAACGAAAUAACACAAAGUGAUGUGUCUAGUUUACUACCAACUAUCUUGAACCAAGAUAGCUUGAAUUGCGACAAUAAAGCAUUGCUAUAUGGCUCCAGAACUGACAAUGAAAUACGGUUGUCUGUGCCAGUAGAAGAAGAAUUGUACCAAUUGAGUAUCCAACAGCCUUCUUACCCACCAAUGUUGUCACAAGUACAUGUAGAUCGACCAAUAUUUUCCUCAAGAGUUGCUGAUUCAAAACCAGAGUGUGAUAUCUCAGAUAUUGACCAUUAUCGGCGUGUGGAUGUUCCAGAGGAGUUGACAGCAUGUUUCCUGAAGGCUGCUGAGGCAAAUACCAUAAAAACUCUGGAAACAUGUGGGCUUAUUUUUGGUGCGCUGCUCAUGGACCCAGAGGUAGGCGAGCAUUUUAAGGUGACAGCCUUGAUAAUUCCAAAACAGAAAUCAACAAGUGAUACGUGCGAAGCUACAUGUGAAGAAGAAAUACCGGAAGUUAUUCAGAGCAUCGGCUCACCUUACCAGCUUGGUUGGAUUCAUACACAUCCAACACAGGACUGUUUUAUGUCUUCUGUUGAUCUCCAUAAUCAUUAUUCGUAUCAGAAGGAGCUACACGAAGCAUUUGCGAUAGUUCUGGCACCUUCAAAACGAAGCAAAAAAGACCGUGAGAAAAUAUUUCAGCUCACGGAUCCAGGUGGUAUGCGUGCAAUUGGUGAUUGCGCUAAGAGGAGUUUCCAUCCGCAUGACUUGGGAACCUACAAGGAAUGCUCCCACAUAAAGUUGAAGUCUGCUUUAGCUUUUCGUGUUAUUGACCUUCGAUAACGCUGUGUGGGUUAGCACAUUGUAGACUGUACAGGUAGGCCAUAGCUUCUUCCAGUUGACUGGAAGUGUGAUAGCCAUCUACACUACAUUUGAGGCUAGCUUUUCCUGAAGUGGUGGUAUAUAUACAAAGGGCAUUGCAGAUGUGUGCCAUGCGAGCGAUUUGGUUCCAUGGAUCUUGUGUAGAGUUCUUCUAAAGACACCUUGGUUUGCUUUUGGUGGGAAAAUGUAAAUUGUCUGUACAACUGAAUCAUAUGUCUUAAGUGCGGGUUGAAGGAGUUUUGCAUGUC
Molecule: messenger RNA, 1949 nt
Organism: Panicum virgatum (switchgrass)
Lineage: Eukaryota; Viridiplantae; Streptophyta; Magnoliopsida; Poales; Poaceae
Product: AMSH-like ubiquitin thioesterase 1
Exons: 14
Coding region: 229-1662 (477 amino acids)
Biological process (GO): protein K48-linked deubiquitination; protein K63-linked deubiquitination
Cellular component (GO): membrane; endosome
Molecular function (GO): K63-linked deubiquitinase activity; protein binding; metal-dependent deubiquitinase activity
Source: RefSeq, a predicted model, not a curated record